Messenger RNA from Eruca vesicaria subsp. sativa (arugula), 1132 nucleotides. NCBI's taxonomy places the organism in Eukaryota, Viridiplantae, Streptophyta, Magnoliopsida, Brassicales, Brassicaceae. The record is from the annotation of a GenBank genome assembly.
AUGAAGACCGGUCUUGUAAUCAUAAACUGCAUAAUCCUCGCGGUUGGAAACUGUGGAGGCCCUCUAAUGACGCGUCUCUACUUCAAAAACGGUGGCAGCAAAAUCUGGUUCUCUAGCUUCCUACUAAACUCAGGUUUCCCCAUCAUCCUCCUCCCUCUCAUCAUCUCCUUCCUCCACCGCCGUAAAAAAGAAUCAAAGACUCCGUUUGUGCUCAUGAAGCCUCCUCUCUUCUCGGCCUCUGUUGUCGUUGGUCUGCUCACUGGCUUAAACAACUACCUCUACGCUUACGGGCUAGCUUACAUCCCUGUUUCAACUUCUUCUCUGAUCAUCUCCUCUCAGUUAGCCUUCACUGCUCUCUUCACCUUUUUCAUGGUGAAGCAAAAGUUCACACCUUUUACUAUAAACGCCAUCGUUUUGCUUACUCUCGGUGCCGUGAUCCUUGCCUUUCACACCGACGGUGACAAGCUUGCCAAAGAGACAAAAAAGGAGUAUGUUGUUGGGUUCGUCAUGACUCUUGGUGCAGCUAUUCUCUACGCGUUUAUAUUGCCGCUUGUGGAGCUCAUUUACAAGAAAGUUCGUCAAAGAAUCACCUACACGCUCGUGCUUGAGAUGCAGAUGGUCUUGUGCUUUUCCGCCUCUUUCUUCUGCCUCGUUGGGAUACUAGCUGAUGGCGGUUUCAAGGAGAUUGGAAAAGAAGCAAGAGAGUUUAAACAUGGAGGGUCUACUUAUUACUGUGUGGUUGUAGUGUUCACUGCCAUAGUCUGGCAAGGCUUUUUCUUGGGAACUAUAGGGUUGAUCUUCUGUACCUCGUCUCUGGUCUCUGGAAUUAUGAUGACUGCUCUGCUUCCGUUGACGGAGGUCUUGGCCGUCCUUUUCUACAAGGAGAAGUUUCAGGCGGAGAAAGGUAUCUCUUUGUUUCUCUCCCUUUGGGGAUUCCUCUCUUACUUCUAUGGACAGUUUAAGUCCGAGAAGAAGACUCAGACAAAGGAUCAGGAUCAGGAUCAAGAGACACAACUGUCUCAGCUUCCAGUUACUGAUUCUGCUGCUUAAAAGCACAUCACAAUGUUACACUUAAGUUUCUAAUAGUUAUGUCACUUAUGUGUUCUCCUUUUCCUAAUGAAUUGUGUUUAAG